UCGGGAAUAGAAGGAAGAGUUAUGCAAUGCGUGGUGGGAGGAGCACAUGCUUUUAUAUUAAGGAUAUCAAGUUUCUUCGGCCUCGCACCGCUACGGUUCGAGUCUAGAAGUAAUGGAUUUUCUGUUGGGUUGUCGAACGCUAUGUGCAUUUACAGCUACAUCUUAGUUACAAUACUGGUAAUAUGUACAGUAUUUGGACUGGUUGCCGAGAUAAAUGUAGGCGUGGAGCUCUCUGUGCGGAUGUCAUCAAGAAUGUCACAAUUUGUCUCCACUUGUGACGUACUUGUGGUGGUCAUAACAGCAGGUGCAGGAGUGUACGGAGCGCCCAAGAGAAUGAGAAAUAUGCUUAAAUUUAUGGAAAGCGUCGCUUCAGUUGACAACAGCAUCGGUGCCCACUACUCGCUCGUAACGGAGCGAAAACUGUGCGCUAUACUACUAGCCAUUCUCAUCUUCUUCUCUGUGCUGAUUGCGGAUGACUUCUGCUUUUACGCAUUGCAAGCCAAGAGAGUUGAUAGACAGUGGGACGUGGUUACAAACUACAUUGGUUUUUACCUCCUGUGGUACGUCGUGAUGAUACUGGAGUUACAGUUCGCUUUCACCGCCCUCUCCGUACGUGCACGUUUUCAAGCCGUUAAUGAUGCCCUGUCAUUAACUGCAAGACAUAUCUCAGUGCCAGUUGAAAAGACAAAAGAUCCAGCGCCGCUGAACAUCUUCGCUAUACGAGUAGCAGCUGAGACGCGUCGGUGCGCCAACAAUGUCAGUCUGCUAGUGGACACGAUGCCUGGGAAGGAGAAUGCUGUUAUUAUUCGAAAUGCUGUAAGCAAGGAACCAAAGCUUGUGGUACCACCGUGUGAGGCGAUCAGGCGUCUAGCCUGCCUCCACGGCGCUCUUUGCAACGUCGUGCACCGUAUCGACAACAGCUACGGCUUACCGCUCAUAGUUAUCCUCAUAUCAACACUUUUGCACUUAAUUGUAACGCCGUACUUUCUUAUCAUGGAAAUUAUUGUAUCGACCCAUCGAAUACAUUUCUUGGUGCUGCAGUUCUUGUGGUGCGCAACGCAUAUAAUCCGAAUGUUCGUGGUGGUGGAGCCUUGUCAUUACACAAUCACUGAGGGUAAGAGAACUGAGGAGUUGGUUUGCCGCCUCAUGACAUCUACGCCAUCCACCGGCAUGCUGCCCUCACGAUUAGAACUUUUCUCACGUCAACUGAUGCUGCAGUCAGUAAGCUACAGUCCUAUGGGAAUGUGCACGUUGGAUAGACCCCUCGUGGCAUCCGUACUAGGAGCAGUCACUACGUAUCUAGUAAUAUUAAUCCAAUUCCAAAGAUAUGAUGCCUAAUUAUUUUUUUAUUACUAUAUGUAUCACUGGUGGUAG
Molecule: messenger RNA, 1374 nt
Organism: Nymphalis io (European peacock)
Lineage: Eukaryota; Metazoa; Arthropoda; Insecta; Lepidoptera; Nymphalidae
Gene: Gr9
Product: gustatory receptor for sugar taste 43a-like
Exons: 10
Coding region: 22-1338 (438 amino acids)
Biological process (GO): sensory perception of taste
Cellular component (GO): neuronal cell body; membrane; dendrite
Source: RefSeq, a predicted model, not a curated record